Molecule: messenger RNA, 1236 nt
Organism: Symbiodinium necroappetens
Lineage: Eukaryota; Dinophyceae; Suessiales; Symbiodiniaceae
Source: the annotation of a GenBank genome assembly
AUGUGCAAGACGUCGGAGAUGUGCCAUCGCUCCAGCGUCUUGCAGCAGCUGGAAACUUGGGCGCAAUUCCCACACCCUGUCCAGCUCCUCUUCGUGCGGAAGCUGGCGCUGGAGCUCUCUGAGCAGGUGGAUGUGGCAGGCGAUGCCUCGUCCAGGUGCCACGAAGUUUCAGAUUGCAAUAAGCGCCCACAGCAGCCGGCAUUGCCGCAUGCUGCCUUCGUUGGCAUUGACACGGAGAACGGUGAGUCACUGAAUUUUUCUCCCACAACGACGCCGACAAAUGCAAGCUCUGGUCUGCAGCAGAUUCUGCACAACAGACGGCCCCGGGAGAACGUCCGUGAACCCCCAGCCUUUUCGGAUGCUUGGAAGCCCAGGGACCAGCUGGCCACUGAAACGACUUUCAGUUUGGAGUCUGUCCAGGUCUUUGGCCCGUUUGAGCUUCCAGAGCACGUGUUGCUCAAUCUCUUGCCGUACCUUUCUGUGGAUGACCUCAUGGAGUGGCGGGUGACUUCCUGCGCGACGAGAAGUCCCACAGUCUUGAUACAGCACCUGUCCGAAAUGGGCAGGUUGACCAGGUCCGAGUCAAUCGUUGAAUUUUCGGCACAAUUCAACCGCGCUGCUAAAGACCCCGCCUUCGAGGGCGAAAUAGCAGAGGAUGGCAGGCAACUGAAGCUCUUCGAUUGUCGCUGGUGGUGCAUGAGGCUGGCGUUCGCGGACAAAACUCAUUUCCCAGAAAGUGACGUCAACGACAUCGUCAGCGCGAACCUUCGAGCUCUCUUGGUGCACUGCCGCGACGGGGAUGUUUCUGUGAGGAAACAUGCGCACCAUCUUCUUGGCAACUAUGGGUUUGGUGGCCUGCCUUUUGUGAAGCAGAUGAUCGCCGAAGCCAUGCUUGACCAGAUGGAAGACCUGUUGCCAGAGUCUGCCGAAAUCAGCAAAGAGGCCUUGAAGCAGGUAAUGCAGUGUGCAGAGCAUCUUACCAGCGUUCUGCGCGCACUGACGAAGCCUCAGCGUCAGAAGUGGGUGUCCCUGCUGGUCAGAGCCCUCCAAAGUGAGGAGUCAUUUCAGGAUCAAUUCCAAAAGACCCUGUUUUCUGACCUGAAGCUCCUGUGGCGAGUUGAUGACGAUCCCAGACGAACCUAUGCGGAAGCAGAGCAGCAACUGAAGGCUUUCUCAAAGCAUGCCAACUGUAGCUAUGCUGUGCAGGAAGAGAUUUGGAGGCUCCACAACUGCUGA